Molecule: messenger RNA, 859 nt
Organism: Cuscuta campestris
Lineage: Eukaryota; Viridiplantae; Streptophyta; Magnoliopsida; Solanales; Convolvulaceae
Source: the annotation of a GenBank genome assembly
GAACUUUGAUGGGUUCCUCGAUUUCGCGGAAUCGCCCUCUGAACUGUCCUGUAAAAAGCAUCUGGAAAUCUGGAAUCUUGUUCAGAGUUUCAGAAUCCCAUUAUAAUUUCGCCAACUUUUGGCUACAGGUCGCUUUCUUCUCCAGAGAGAAGAAAUACUCCAACCAGACGACAUUAGAGCGGUGUAGGGUUUGCAGAGGGAUCGGAUACGAGAUAGAAGGAGAUGGCACCUUUGCUUUCUGCCGCCGAACAAGCAGAACAGCUGAAGCAAGAUGGGAUUAACUACUUCCAGAAGAACCGGUUUGCUGCAGCCAUUGAUGCGUAUACAGAGGCGAUUACGCUGUGCCCUAAUGUUCCCAUUUACUGGACAAAUCGUGCUUUGUGCCAUCGGAAACGGGAUGACUGGACAAGAGUGGAAGAGGACUGCAGGAGAGCAAUUCAGUGAUCAUAAUUCUGUUAAGGCACAUUAUAUGCUAGGACUUGCUUUGCUUCAGAAAAAGGAAUUUGCUGUGGGUGUCAGAGAAUUGGAAAAAGUAUGCCUUGUGCUUCCUUCUCUCCCACUCUCCCAGUCUAAUAAAUACAUUUAAGUGUCAUGAUAUUGCAUGUCGUUUCAAACACCCUUGUAGUUACUGUGUCUGGAACAUUGCUGUUAAAGUUAUUCUUGAAUCCUUUUCCCACUUAUUAUCCGUCCGUCCCUCAAACAAAUAUGAACAAAUACGCAUUGCACUUUGCGAGGUAAAUGAAGUUUUCUUUAAAAAAAUUCAAUUUAUUCGAAAAUUGGUAUUGAAACAAAAGGUGAAACUUACAUACUCCAUUUAGAAACUACAUAAAAAAUCUUACAAAAAAGAGGGGACAUUACU